This is a messenger RNA of Ochotona princeps (American pika), 1396 nucleotides long. It is a transcript of the gene CREB3L3, whose product is annotated as cAMP responsive element binding protein 3 like 3. Gene Ontology annotation, cellular component: nucleus. The record is from RefSeq and is a predicted model, not a curated record. The coding region runs from base 1 to 1344 and encodes 447 amino acids. NCBI's taxonomy places the organism in Eukaryota, Metazoa, Chordata, Mammalia, Lagomorpha, Ochotonidae. The transcript is spliced from 10 exons. Gene Ontology annotation, molecular function: RNA polymerase II cis-regulatory region sequence-specific DNA binding; DNA-binding transcription factor activity, RNA polymerase II-specific. Gene Ontology annotation, biological process: regulation of transcription by RNA polymerase II.
AUGAACAGCAAGUGCAAUGAUUCUGUGAUCGGGAACACGCUGGGCUCUGUGAAGAUGGCAUCCCCCGGAGGCGGCGGCGCCAUUGACAGCCUGGAGGUCCUGGACCUGCUGUUCGACCGACAUGAUGGCGUCUUGAGGCACGUGGACCUGAGUGGGAGCUGGGGCUGCACCGAGGAGCAGGGACUACCUGGCACAGAGCCCAGCGACUUGCUCAGCUCCAUCCUGGGUUCUGGGGACUCAGCGCCCGGCUCUCCACUCUGGUCGCCUGCGGCCAGCGACAGCGGUAUCUCUGACGAUCUGCCCUCCGACCCCUCUGACACCCCCGCGGGGGGCUACCACCCCGCUGAGCCCCACUCCUAUGCACGUGGUGCCCCCUGCCCCGCUGAGUCCUCCGUGACCAUCGACCUGGACAUGUGGAACCCGGCGGGCAGCCUCUACACGGAGGUGCAGCUGCAGCUGGCUGGCUCAGUGCCCCGAGGCGAGCUCACCGUGAAAGACCUCCUUCUCUCCGGCAGCUCAGGGGACAUGCAGCAGCACCCCUUGGCUAUCCCCCACCUGCCGCGACCCGGCCCUGGUCACUCUCAGGAGCUCGUGCUGACCGAGGACGAAAAGAAGCUGCUGGCCAAGGAAGGCGUGACGCUGCCCUCACAGCUGCCCCUCACCAAGUACGAGGAGCGGGUGCUGAAGAAAAUCCGCCGUAAAAUCCGCAACAAGCAGUCAGCCCAGGAGAGCAGGAAAAAGAAGAAGGAAUACAUCGAUGGUCUGGAAACCCGGAUGUCAGCUUGCGCCGCUCAGAACCAGGAACUGCAGAGGAAGGUCCUGCACCUUGAAAAGCAGAACCUGUCCCUCCUGGAACAACUGAAGAAGCUACAGGCCACCUUGGUGCAGUCCACCAGCAAGUCGGCCCAGACGGGCACCUGCAUCGCGGUGCUGCUGCUGUCCUUUGCCCUCAUCAUCCUGCCCUCCUUCAGCCCCUUCGCCAACCCCAGCAAAGCCGAGAGCCCCGGAGACUUUGCGCCUGUGCGAGUCUUUUCUAGAACUUUGCACAAUGAGGCUGCAUCCCGCGUGGCCCCCGACAUUGCACCGGGGGUUUCCGAGGCCACGGGACCCCCUCACGAGGCUAGUGCACCCCAGCAAGGGUCUCCAGGCAACCCCAGGCUAGACUGGGACUUCCAGAGCGUGAAGGCGCUGGGCAGCUCCACGGGGCCGCUGGACAACGCUACCUUGGUCCUGGGGGCCUCGCGGGAAGAGCUGGGUCGGGCCACCCUGCUGGAGUGGGCGGCCCCCGAGCCUGUGCACAGCUCGGGCCGCGCAGGGCUGGAGGCAGCUGGGGGAGAGCUCUGAGCACUGCGCACCCAGGAAGUGCAGGACGGACUGGACGGAGCGCCAGGGUGCA